CUCGAGUUGCCUUCCAUAAUCACUUUACCUUUAAAAAAAAAGUUUAUAUAUUCAUAAUUUUAAUUUUGUAAUUUGUAAUAAUUGUCCCAGUUUUAUUCAAAAUGAAUUUAUGCAGUAUAGGUAAUUUGAGUAAAUAUAUUUGGAAAUCCCAGGAUGUACCAGGGUUUGGGUUUCAACAGUUAAGAAAUAAAUGGGCAAAUCGCUGGAUGAUUCGGGAUGUUAAAAGACGAAGAAUGAGCGCUGAACAUUUUUUGGAAAGGACUAGAAUCAAUGCUUUACGGAAAAACAAUAUAUUACCGCAUGAGAUUCGAGAACUUGCUGAUAAAGAAAUAAAUAAAUUUGAAAUGAAUGCUAUACCACUUAGGAUCAACAAUAGAUGUGCAGUUACUUCAAGACCUCGGGGCAUUGUGAAAGAAUGGAGACUAAGCCGUAUUGUAUGGAGACACCUAGCUGAUUAUAAUAAACUGUCUGGUGUGCAAAGAGCCAUGUGGGGUUAUUAAGUUUUGAUUUAGAAAGUAAUAUAGUUUUUAAUAUUAGUUAA
Messenger RNA from Leptidea sinapis, 541 nucleotides. RefSeq names its product 28S ribosomal protein S14, mitochondrial (gene mRpS14). Gene Ontology annotation, cellular component: ribosome; mitochondrial small ribosomal subunit. Lineage: Eukaryota; Metazoa; Arthropoda; Insecta; Lepidoptera; Pieridae. Bases 102 to 500 code for a protein of 132 amino acids. Gene Ontology annotation, molecular function: structural constituent of ribosome. The transcript is spliced from 3 exons. Gene Ontology annotation, biological process: translation. The record is from RefSeq and is a predicted model, not a curated record.